AGGAAGUGGGUUGUAACAUGUCGCUAACACAUUCAAGCAGCUACAUAGCUUUAAUUUGCAGCUUGUAUGAAGAACAUUAGCGACACUUUGAGUUCCCCUGACUGAAGCGUUAGACAACAACACUGUAUAAACAAUACUUACUAAAGAGGCACGUGCAGGCGGUUCGUGAACAUGUCUACAGGUUAUCCCACACCUGUUUACUCCCAUGCUGGACGAGGAGACUUCAGAGACGUUUACGAGCCGGCGGAGGACUCUUUUCUCCUGAUAGACGCCCUGGAGAAAGACGCAGACAGGCUGCAGCUGAUGAGCCCGUGUGUGUGUUUGGAGGUGGGCAGUGGCUCAGGAGUGGUGUCAGCUUUUCUGGCAUCAGUGGUUGGACCUUCAGCUCUGUAUGUCUGCACUGAUGUGAAUCCUGCAGCAGCACAGUGCACAGCAAAGACAGCUUCUUGUAACAACGUUUCAUUGCAGCCCAUCAUCACAUCCCUGGUGGAGAGUCUUCUGCCUCGUUUAAGUGGGAAAGUGGAUGUUCUUCUCUUCAACCCUCCCUAUGUGGUCACACCUUCAGAAGAGGUUGGCAGCACAGGUAUAGAGGCUGCCUGGGCCGGCGGGAAGCGAGGACGAGAGGUGACCGACAGAUUGCUGCCUGUGGUGGAGCAGUUACUGUCUAGUAAAGGGUUAUUCUACCUCAUUACCAUCGCUGAGAACGAUCCAGAGGAGAUCAUCUGUUUACUGGGCAAAUGUGGCUUGAGGGGAGAGUCAUGCUUGUCGACGAGAGCUGGAAAUGAGAGGCUGUCCGUCCUGCGCUUCCAAAGGACGUGACAAACAUGGACCUCUCCUGACAGGAUUACAGGACCUUUGAACUGACUGGGAAACAGGACAGUAUUUCCUACAAGAAAGAAAACUGCAAGAGAUUCACCAGAGUUGGUGUAAAGAACAUUUUCUGAUUAUAGUGAUGCACAAAAAAGCACAGCUUGAGUAACAAACUAUUUUGUUUUGUGUGACAGAACUAAAGUGCCUCUGAUGACCUCAAAUGACCACUUGUAUAUCAGUGAUUUACCCCAUGUUAUGUUGAAUUAGUGAAGAACACUUUGUUUUUCUCACAUGACUCAACAGUGAACGAAGAAUCCAAAAACUGAGAAAAUUCUUGAUGAACUGAAGUUAAAGGUGUCCGUAUUGAACAACAGUGAAACUACAUCAGAACAUCUCUUUACAAACACUCACACAACUCGUGUGGUCUCGUUUAGCCAGACGUAUGCUCAGUAUUUCCUAAACAAACCUAAAUAUUUUAAACUGCUCUCCUCAAGGCUGGACUCCAUCGACAAAAAUAGUAAUUUUAUCAAGAUAAAAAUGGGAGGUUAAAGGGUUGGUUCGGAUUUUCUGAAGUCCAACAAUAACACAAACAAAGUAACCCGUCAAGGCAGAGGGAGACCAACAGCUCCCAUGUACAGCGAGGUAAAGUAAGUGUUUUUGUCAGUGGAGUCUGGUUUGAAGAAGGCUGUGGGUUUGUGACUGGAUAAUUGAGACUUGGAUUAUACUGCAAUUAACAUUAACAGUCAAACAUACAGUGUGAAAAUUCCAAGCACUGACCAUCCACCACAUCUGCAGUUUUUCAGGGACUUGAUCGUUAUUUAUAUGAUGUCACCUGACUUUGGUCUUAACGUUCUGUACCAAGUUAUUUAGGAUUUUUCGACAUAUACUACGAUUUUUUAAAUUAGUUAUACAGUACAAGGACUUCAUUUAUUUAUUUUUUUAAUGUGUUGUCUAAAGGAGCAAGAGAAAACCUUCAAAGAGGUGCCUUCAAGUGUCUCCAGCUCAUUAGCUCAGGGAGACAGCGGACCGGUUUGAAGGUUGGAGGAUCAGGGUUCAAUUCUCAGGUGAACUAUCAGUCUGCCAGCUGCCCAAAGAUUUGGGUUCGAAUCCUGUCUGUUGUCAGUACCUGGAGCAAACCAGAUAGUCCUUCAGUAGUGGGGGCGGGAGGGGGCAGUGUUUGUGCAGAGGUACAAAUGAGGGGUUAUGCAACAAAAUACCAAAACAGGCUCAAAAUUUCAAAAGAAUUUUGAGAUGACACUACUUGGCUAAGCUUUGGGCAGGUCAGUAAGUGCUGUUGUGACCACCUGCCAGAAUAAAGUUGUUAAACUUUCUUCUUAAA
This is a messenger RNA of Epinephelus lanceolatus (giant grouper), 2149 nucleotides long. RefSeq names its product methyltransferase HEMK2-like. Gene Ontology annotation, biological process: methylation. Gene Ontology annotation, molecular function: nucleic acid binding; protein methyltransferase activity; S-adenosylmethionine-dependent methyltransferase activity. Gene Ontology annotation, cellular component: eRF1 methyltransferase complex. Lineage: Eukaryota; Metazoa; Chordata; Actinopteri; Perciformes; Serranidae. The record is from RefSeq and is a predicted model, not a curated record.